Polyodon spathula (Mississippi paddlefish) is the source of this 3325-nucleotide messenger RNA. It is a transcript of the gene slc6a15, whose product is annotated as solute carrier family 6 member 15. The transcript is spliced from 12 exons. Gene Ontology annotation, molecular function: proline:sodium symporter activity. Lineage: Eukaryota; Metazoa; Chordata; Actinopteri; Acipenseriformes; Polyodontidae. The record is from RefSeq and is a predicted model, not a curated record. Bases 399 to 2597 code for a protein of 732 amino acids. Gene Ontology annotation, cellular component: membrane. Gene Ontology annotation, biological process: L-leucine transport; sodium ion transmembrane transport.
GCUUAGCAGGAGAAGGUGCGGCAGACUGGAGGCAGUGCCAGUCACUCAAACGUAAAGUGCAUGUACAUGUGCCGCUGCAACUGCAGCAUUGUCAGAAGAAAAUAAAUCCUAUCUCCCGCAAAAAACAAAACAAAAAAAGCGGGGAAACAAAUAUCAUAUUUAUAAUUUUUUCCAGAUUACCUCUUGAACUUGGUUACAGAUAUUUGUAAUAAUGAAGAAUUAAGACCAAGACUCCAAGAUUUUUUUCAAAUUCUAUCAAAGCUAUUCACUCUAAUAAUUUGAACUGCACAAAACUGGUAACUCAAUUCCACAUAUCAUUGUUACAAAGUGACUGGGCCUGAUAAAAAACAAAAACACAAACAAACAAAAAAGAUCACUUGUAGCCGUUUGCUAAUCAAAUGCCCAAAAACAGUAAGCUCGUCAAGAGAGAGCUUGACGAUGAUGUCACAGAAUCUGUCAAAGACCUGCUUUCCAACGAGGACUCUGGUGACGAUUCUUUCAAGAAAAGUUCGUUGAUGGUCGUUGAUGCCCAGGAGGACAAAGACAGAGAUAUUGAAGAGGGCUCUGACACUGAGGAGGAAAGACCUGCCUGGAACAGCAAACUGCAGUAUAUUUUAGCUCAAGUAGGCUUCUCUGUCGGCUUGGGCAAUGUGUGGAGAUUUCCAUACCUCUGUCAGAAAAAUGGUGGAGGUGCAUAUCUGGUUCCUUAUUUGAUCCUAUUGGUGGUGAUAGGAAUUCCACUGUUUUUCCUGGAGCUGGCGGUGGGGCAAAGAAUUCGGAGAGGCAGCAUUGGAGUCUGGAAUUACAUCAGCCCACGGCUGGGAGGGAUUGGCUUUGCAAGCUGUGUGGUUUGCUUCUUUGUUGCCCUCUACUACAAUGUCAUCAUUGGAUGGAGUCUCUUCUACUUCUCUCAGUCAUUCCAGCAGCCCCUGCCUUGGGAUCAGUGUCCACUGGUUAAAAACAAAACCAGUGCAUUUGUGGAGCCAGAGUGUGAGAGAAGCUCUGCCACCACCUUUUACUGGUACCGGGAGGCCCUGGAUAUCUCCAGCUCAAUCACAGAAAGUGGAGGUCUCAAUUGGAAGAUGGCGGUCUGUUUGCUGUCUGCCUGGGUCAUGGUGUGUCUCGCUAUGAUCAAAGGCAUCCAGUCUUCUGGAAAAGUGAUGUACUUCAGCUCCCUGUUCCCCUACGUGGUCCUGAUCUGUUUCCUGGUGAGGGCCCUCCUCCUAAAGGGAUCUGUGGACGGGAUCAGUCACAUGUUCACCCCUAAGCUUGAAAUGAUGCUUGAGCCCAAAGUGUGGCGUGAGGCAGCGACUCAAGUGUUCUUUGCUCUUGGCCUUGGAUUUGGGGGAGUCAUCGCCUUCUCCAGCUAUAACAAGCGUGAUAACAACUGCCACUUCGAUGCCGUGCUGGUGUCCUUCAUCAACUUCUUCACCUCGGUCUUGGCCACGCUGGUGGUGUUCGCUGUCCUCGGUUUCAAGGCAAACAUCAUGAAUGAAAAGUGUGUCGCUCUAAACACUGAUAAGAUUAUUGGCUUCCUGAACAGUGGCGUUCUCAGCCAUGAACUCAUUCCUCACCACAUGAACUUCUCCAGUAUUAAUACAGUGGACUACCAUCAAAUGAUAGACAUUUUCAAAGGAGUGAAGGAAACUGAUUUUUCCUCUCUGGGGCUUGACCCAUGCAAUAUCAAGGAUGAACUGAACAAGGCUGUCCAAGGCACAGGCUUGGCUUUCAUUGCCUUUACUGAAGCCAUGACUCACUUCCCUGCUUCCCCAUUCUGGUCAGUGAUGUUCUUUCUGAUGCUGGUCAAUCUCGGCCUUGGGAGCAUGUUUGGAACCAUUGAAGGAAUUAUCACUCCCCUUGUAGAUACCUUCAAAGUGCGCAAAGAGUUUCUAACAGUUGGCUGCUGUCUCCUGGCUUUUAGUAUUGGCCUCAUCUUUGUGCAGCGGUCUGGAAAUUACUUUGUGGCCAUGUUUGACGAUUAUUCAGCCACCCUGCCACUUCUGAUUGUGGUCAUUCUGGAGAAUAUUGCUGUUGCUUGGGUCUAUGGAACAGACAAGUUUUUCGAGGAUCUCAAAGACAUGCUUGGAUUCUCACCAUACCGAUUCUACUACUACAUGUGGAAGUAUGUGUCUCCUCUGGUUUUACUUGCGUUGUUGGCAGCCAGUGUAAUCCAGCUGGGAAUGAAUCCCCCGACUUACAGUGCUUGGCUUGGAGAGUUGGCUGUUGAAAAAACCCUGAGCUACCCACCAUGGGGUCUGGCUAUGUGCGUGACCUUGGUGGUCUUUGCAAUCCUGCCAGUCCCUGUUGUCUUCAUCCUCCGUUACUUCAACCUGAUCGAGGAAGACUCCAACAGCCUCUCAGCUGUGUCCUACAAGAAAGGGAGAAUCAUACAGGAGAAUUCCAGCCCUGAAGACGAUGACACCAGUCUCAUAGAGGGCAGGACUCCAAGUGAUGUACCUUCCCCAAUGCCUGGCAAGAGCAUCUACCGAAAGCCGAGUAGCUCCCCAACUACGGAUAUGGACACUGCCCCGAAUGGCCGUUAUGGAAUCGGAUAUCUGAUGGCUGACAUGCCAGACAUGCCAGAAUCUGACUUGUAAUCCCAGAUAUUGUUUCCAUGGCAUAUUUUAAUGUAUAUACAGUAUGCAUACACUUAGUUUGUCUCUAUAGAAAGUCCGUAUAUAUAUGUUAACUGUAUAUCUUGUAGAUAAACUUCAGCCCUUGUUAUGUACCGUAUGUAUGCUCAUUUCCUAUCCUCCCUUCCUCCAAAAAAAUAAGAGCUGCUAGUUUUGCUAUAGACUGGUUGUAUAUAUUCAUUUUGCAGCAAUAUUCACAGCUCUCGCUCUAAAAAAAAAAAAAAAAAAAAAAAAAAAAAAAAACAGAAAUAUGCUUGGCUCACAGUAGGCCGCAUAAGGAUUUUGUCAAGAACUGAGCAAAUAUAUUCAAAGAUAUUCUUUUUGUGGAUUAACAAUACAGUACAACAGAACAAGCUGGCUUCAAAGCUGAUCAUUCUCUAAAAACCUGUGCCUAACAACUUCUGAUAUUUAUUGUUUAUAGAAUACUAUGUGGGUUAGUAUAUUUAUAUUGUAUUCUGUAAAUAUAUAUGAUAUAUAUUUAUCUGAAUUGUUUGAAAUGUAAAAGGUCGCUUUUGUCUGGCGUGCUGAGAUUUUGAACGGUUGUUCUUUUUCAUUACAACUUGUGUUGUCACAGUAAAACAUUCUCAAUCCUGUAAAAAAAAAAAAAAAAAAAAAAAAAAGUUUGCAUUACGCUUAAACGCGCUACGUGUCUAUUUUUUUCAAAUGAAAUUAAAGAUGAAUUAAUGACCAAA